Molecule: messenger RNA, 760 nt
Organism: Panicum virgatum (switchgrass)
Lineage: Eukaryota; Viridiplantae; Streptophyta; Magnoliopsida; Poales; Poaceae
Exons: 1
Coding region: 238-564 (108 amino acids)
Source: RefSeq, a predicted model, not a curated record
ACUCGUUCGCGGUGCCUCCUGAACGUUAGCUGUUGAGCCAUGCAGAGCCAACCUCCCCUUAAAUCCCCUGUUAAUGCGCCAUGAAUUCCCAACGCUCCUGCGCCAUCAUCACUCCACCCCCAUCGAUCGCCCUCGCGAAUCCCCGGUUCCUCCCACUCCGCGACCUGUGACCCUGGUCCUGCUGGGCCGCCGGUGAGCUAGCUAGUAGCGAGAUCAACAUCCAACCGACGACCAACCAUGGCGGCGGCGCCCGUGCGCGCGUGGUUGCUGGUGGCGCUGGCGGUGGCGCUGGCGUGCGCGCUGCUCUCCGACGCCGCGGGCACGCCCGCCCCGCAGACGCCGCCGGCGGUGUCGUCGGGCGCCGCGAAGCCCAAGUGCGAGCCCGGCGCCGUGAACGACAAGGCGUGCCGCGUCGGCGCCGUGCACGACCCGGAGAACCAGGAGGAGGAGGGCUUCAGCGUCACCGCCAAGGCGCCCGCCGGCGCGCCCGACACCGACAGCGACGACGACUACAACGACCCCGACGUGCCCAACGAUGACCAGCUCGUCGUCGUCGGCCACUGAUGGAUCAAUGCAUCAUGCGAGAGCCUGAAGGGUCGGCCAAUGGAACCCCGGUGUUAGCUCGUGAUCUUGACGGGUCGAGAAACUGAUUGGGCUUGAAUGUUGUUUGAAUAUUGUUCCGUUGAUUGUUCUUGUUAACUAGUGUACGGUAAAUUGCUUGACGCUAUUAAUCACCAUGUGUCCUGUGAAUUCUUGAUCC